AUGAGACCGAAACGCAUUUUGUUUUUUGUGAACAAAGAAAAAAAAAAAACGCCAUCGAACUUUUGGACAGAGAGCGAAUGCUCAAGAGGCGAAGAUGAUAGAGAGGAACAAGAAUGUUUGAGUCCUCCGGACGAAGAUGUUCUCUCGUAUUGCGAAUACCACGACGUACCAGCACCGCCGGACGGCGGUUACGGCUGGGUCAUUGUUUUCGCCAGCUUCAUGUGCAACAUGAUCGUCGAUGGCAUCGCUUACACUUUUGGAAUUUUUUUAGGAGAGUUCGUUGUGUAUUUUAAUACGGGUACCGGAACGGCAUCAUGGGUCGGAUCCCUCUUAUCCGGAAUGUAUUUGUGCGCAGGUCCCGUCGUGAGUGCUCUGACGAAUAAAUACGGAUGUCGAGCUGUUUGCAUCGCCGGAUCUAUAAUCGGAUGCGUUUCCUUUGCUUUCAGCACAUUUUCACCCAAUAUCGGAGCUCUCAUGAUGCUCUACGGAUUUAUGGGGGGUGUCGGAUUUGGGUUAAUUUACCUUCCGGCCGUCGUGUGCGUGGGUUAUUAUUUCGAAACUAAACGAUCCCUGGCGACAGGAAUUGCUGUUUGCGGUUCAGGUUUUGGAACUUUUGCUUUUGCUCCGUUCGUGACCAUGCUCCUGGAAAACUACGACUGGAAGGGUGCCAAUUUAAUUUUGGCCGGUUUUAUACUUAAUUGCGCCGUGUUUGGAGCACUCAUGAGACCCUUGGAAUUUCCAAAAGUUUCAACGCAGAAACCUUUGCUCCAGAGAAUGGCCGACGAGAAAAGGUAUCAAAUGGAAAGAGGUUCGAUAAGUGGAUCGUUUUUCAUGGUUCAACUACCGGAUGGAACGAUGGAAAAAAGAAUGAAAAUGCCAAUCAAUUACAAUUACGAUCCAGGAGUUCAUUCGAGUUUUAAUUUGGAUCAAUUGUCUCAAAUGCCGGGAACUCCGAUCACUCCCAUUCCGACAUUACCAACAAUAUCCGAAGUCAAAGGUCCCGAACACACGGCUAACAAUAAAGUGGCGGAUGGGGGGGAUUCGAAACCUGUCGCGGAAAGAAGGAAAAGUAGAAGAAUGGAUGAAAUAAAAGAAGAAAAUGAAAACAGCGAAUUCAACAACAAAUCAAACAUGCCCAGAAACGCAUCGCAACCGUCGUUCACGACUCACGUUUCCGGUUUGCCCAAAAACGGUUCGGUACCAUUUUUCGACAGGAUACGUAAAACAUCGGCGAGCGAAAGAUAUCGUCCGACCCUACAAGCCAUUAAAAACGCGAGCAGAACUAGCAUGACGUCGAACGGAGACCUUAAAAAAUCAAUGCACUUAAAAUUGUCAACGGCAUCUUUGCACAAAGAGCGGAAAGAAUUGGUUCGUCCUCUGUCCCGUAAAGAUAUUUUCUAUUCGGGUAGCGUCGUCAAUUUACCAGAAUAUCAAAGUCAAAAAUCUUUGGCGAAUUAUCGUCAAAGUGUUGUUUCCCUUCCUAGAUACGGUACUCAAACGGGAAUGAGCAUGAAAGAUGUCGAAAGCGGUCCCCCACCGGAUUUGUGUCCGUGUUUGACGUUACCGGAAGCUUUCAAAUCGGCUCUCAACGACAUGAUGGAUUUUUCAUUGCUCAAAGAUCCCGUUUUCCUGCUCAUCGGUAUCAGCAACCUGUUCGGAAUGGCCGGACUUUACGUUCCAUUUUUUUAUCUAGUCGAUGCCGCAAUCGCUCAAGGAGUCACAGCAAGUUCGGCAUCUUAUUUGCUUUCCGUCAUUGGUAUCACGAACACUAUCGGUCGUGUCACUUGCGGUUACGUUGCCGAUUUCCCAAAAGUCGAUUCAUUAUUUUUAAACAAUAUUUGCCUCGUCAUCAGUACUUUGGCUGUCGCCGCAGCUCCUCUAUGCUCAGAUUUUACUUCUUACAUUGCCAUGUCCGUAUUUUUUGGAGUUGCCAUUUCUGGAUAUAUAUCCUUGACAUCGAUCAUUCUCGUCGAUCUUCUCGGAUUGGAUAAAUUAACAAACGCAUUCGGUUUAUUAAUUUUAUUUCGUGGAUGCGCCGCCAUCGUGGGCUCUCCACUCGCGGGAGCUCUCUACGACGCCACCGGAAGUUAUUCAAUAACUUUUUUCAUGGCCGCGGGAUUUUUUGCCAUAUCCGCGAUAACGAGUUUUCUCGCACCCGCAAUGAAACGUUGCACGGCACCGAAAAAGACGAUGAUUCAACAGGACAUACUCACGCCCAUUGACGAAGACGAGGAAGAGGGAGAAGAGGAGGAUAUGGGUAACGGUGGGAUCGUCAUACCGGAAAUUACGAGAACGGCACCGAGUCCGAGCGCGAGUCAUCCGUCAUCUAUGGCCGAGAAAAAAGGACAACAAGAAAUCGAACAAAUCGAAUCGGUUUUGUAA
This is a messenger RNA of Pediculus humanus corporis (human body louse), 2382 nucleotides long. Its product is annotated as monocarboxylate transporter, putative. The coding region runs from base 1 to 2382 and encodes 793 amino acids. Gene Ontology annotation, molecular function: monocarboxylic acid transmembrane transporter activity. The transcript is spliced from 11 exons. Lineage: Eukaryota; Metazoa; Arthropoda; Insecta; Psocodea; Pediculidae. Gene Ontology annotation, biological process: monocarboxylic acid transport; transmembrane transport. The record is from RefSeq and is a predicted model, not a curated record.